AUGGUUGUUUCUAUUAAAUGGCUACGUUAUGCUAGUGAAAUAGAUGAGCUAUGUGAUGAAUGGGUUCCAGUACCCUUGAUCCCACCUCUGAUUAAAGAAAUGCAGUAUGAACCACCAGUUUUAGAGAGCGCUGCCGGACCACAUACCAUAAUUAAUGGCAAAGAAGUUAUCAAUUUUGCUUCAGCAAACUAUCUUGGGUUGAUAGGACAUCAAAAGUUACUUGAGUCAUGUUCUUAUGCUUUAGGGAAAUAUGGUGUUGGUUCUUGUGGUCCACGUGGGUUUUAUGGAACAAUUGAUGUGCAUCUUGACUGUGAAGCAAAGAUAGCAAAUUUUUUGGGAACCCCUGAUUCAAUCCUCUACUCUUAUGGAUUUUCUACCAUGUUCAGUGCAAUUCCUGCUUUCUCGAAAAAAGGAGACAUAAUUGUUGCGGAUGAAGGAGUCCAUUGGGGAAUUCAGAAUGGCCUUUAUCUAUCUAGAAGCACGGUGAUGUACUUUAAGCACAAUGACAUGAACUCUUUGAGAGAAAUGCUAGAGAAAAUUACUACAGAAAAUAAGCAAGCUAAGAAGUUGAGGCGUUAUAUUGUUGUUGAAGCUAUCUAUCAGUGUCAUUACAUAAAUUUAAUUCGGGCCAGAUAG
Molecule: messenger RNA, 636 nt
Organism: Sphenostylis stenocarpa
Lineage: Eukaryota; Viridiplantae; Streptophyta; Magnoliopsida; Fabales; Fabaceae
Source: the annotation of a GenBank genome assembly